AUAGACAUGUCACUCUACGGUGUUGGCCUUGAUAUUAAUGUUGCCCGGAUUAAUAAUGAAUUCAAAAUGGCACUGAAAUCAAAAGGAGGAAUCGGAAUUAAAAGCUUAGGAGUUUUAUUUAGAAGAUUCGAUGACAACGGAAACAGGAAGCUUGAUAUUUCUGAAUUUGAAGAAGCCCUUGCUGAAUGUGGAUUAUUCCCAAAAUAUACUGACCUCCAAGCCCUCAUGAAGUUCUACGAUAUUGACGGUGAUGGAAAUAUUGGAUAUGAAGAAUUCCUCAGAGGUCUCAGAGACGAACUCUCUGAAAGAAGGCAGAAAAUAGUCGAUAAAGCAUUUGCUCUCAUGGACCAAGAUGGCUCUGGCCAAAUCACAGUUGAAGAUGUCAAACACCUGUAUGACCCAAGCUUCCAUAAAGACUUUAAAGAAGGCACCAAGACUAAGGAAGAAGUUAUCGAAGAAUUUCUUGAUUCCUUCGAUGGAGCUAGAGGAAACAAUGAUGGAGUCAUUUCCAGACAAGAAUGGAACGAUUACUACACUGAUCUCUCCACCAGCCUUCCCACUGACGAGUAUUUCGUAAAAAUGAUGGAAAGCGUCUGGGGUAUCAUGGAAGACGAGGAUUCAGAAGCCAAUCAAGACUAUGUUAGAGAAAUCGUUAAAUUAAUAAGAGAAAGACUUCUUUCAAUGUCAAACGACUCUUCAGACGAGUAUGUCCUCAGAAAGAUCUUUGAUUACUUUGAUACUAACAAAUCAGGAAAUAUCACUAUUGAUGAGCUUGCUGGCAUGACUGCCAAGCUUAAAAUUUCAGUAGAGAGAAGAUACUUGUACGGAAUAAUGAAAAGAAUCGAUCAAGACAACAAUGGUGCCAUUGAGUUUAACGAAUUCCUGAACUUCAUUAUCAUGGACCCAUACAAGUAAUUCAAACAAUGAAAAAUUUA
Molecule: messenger RNA, 935 nt
Organism: Moneuplotes crassus
Lineage: Eukaryota; Ciliophora; Spirotrichea; Euplotida; Euplotidae
Source: the annotation of a GenBank genome assembly